Molecule: messenger RNA, 1360 nt
Organism: Exaiptasia diaphana
Lineage: Eukaryota; Metazoa; Cnidaria; Anthozoa; Actiniaria; Aiptasiidae
Product: dorsal-ventral patterning tolloid-like protein 1
Exons: 5
Source: RefSeq, a predicted model, not a curated record
UUUCAGUAUUGUUGKGCAUUGUCCAGAGCUCAUCAGAAAGUUAAUUGUGGACUUUCUACUCUUGAAGCUGAUGCAGGAACAUCCAAAAUUCUUACAAGUCCUAACUACCCUGCCAACUACAAUCCAUCCUUAAUUUGUUCCUGGAAAAUAACAUCUCGUUAUACUUCCCUCAAUGUGCAGUUAAAGAUUGUAAGUUUUGAUACUACUGGGACCAGUGGAGCYUGUACAAAURAAACUGAUAAUCUAGAGGUCUACAAUGCUCUUGAUGAUAAAUCAAGUGAAAAACUUGUUGCAAGAUACUGUGGUAGCAAUGUACCAGAAAAUUUGACCAUUUCUAGUACUGGAGAUAACUAUYAUCUAUACCUAAAAUUUACUAGUCAAAGUAAUAAAACCAAGAAAGGCUUUAAAAUGGAAUACAUGGCUGUUCAAGAUUCAAAUUGUGGCUCAUUUCUUCUUGAUGCUGAACUUGACAAACCAAAGAUUCUAACAAGUCCAAACUAUCCCGCUAACUACCCUCCUCAGGCAAAAUGUUCUUGGCUUAUCACAGCAYCUUCAGGGAAAUUUGUAAAACUGAACUUCACUAACAUUGAACUGGCGGAUCCUGAUAAGUACUUUGGAAGAUGUAACCAUAAAUUUGAUACUUUAAAAGUAAUUAAUUCCAAUCAAAGCUAUUUGUCUGAUUUAUAUCUUCUUGGAAAGUACUGUGGCAGCAUUGUACCUGCCAAUGUGAUUUCAUCCGACAGAUACUUAACUUUAAUCUUUUCAAGUAAUAAUAAUACAAAACAAGGCUUCAGAUUGGAGUACUCUGCCCUUCCCUCCCCUGCCAGUUACUAUUCCAUGUGUAUGCCAUUGAAUUCUUUGCUGAACCCUGGUUCUUUAGUUUUGGAUUUGAAAGCUUCUAGUAGUUACCARUAUAUCAGAAGCCCUCUGUACCCACACAAAUACCCUAGCAAUUUGUACUGCUCCUGGGAUAUUACUGCUUCGUCAAGCUCCAAGAGAAUCAAAGCUGAAGUGACUGACUUGAAAAUCAKUAACAAGGUUGUAUUUUCAUGCACAAACCUACCACAUUUGACAGAUGCCUUAGAAAUCAAAGGUGGUGAUAAUUCUGCUCAUUAUUGUGACCUUAACAAUGACACAACUAAAACAGUGAUAUCAUCAGGUCAGCGUAUGUCGAUUGUGUUCAGAACCAAUGCUGAUAACUUCUUUAGGGAAGAUACAGCAGGGUUUGAAUUGAGGUUCGUGGAGAUAAGCCAUGCUUCUAUCUUAAAGUUUGGUGUUGGGGUUGUUAUUCUUGCUCAGUCUUUGGUGCAAAUGAUUUGAUUAUGUCCUGCAUUCCUGUAAAUCAUAGCUAAGCUUGAUA